CAGAUGAGGCAGAGUUGGAGUGAAGAACAGAUCGUACUUCUCUUGCUCUUCUACUGACUUCAGUUUUUUCUCAUCCUUCCACAGCAGCCUCUACUACCUUUUUCUGAACAUCAUGAAUGCACUCAGCUGUGGAUGAACUGAAUCCAAACUGCGGUGAGGGCCAGCGAGCGAGUGCCAGCCUCCAGGCAUGUGAGCCGGAGCUGGCCGGGUGAAAGAUGACUUUGCUGGCUGGGGAUGGCUCCGACUAUGACUACAGUGCCCUGAGCUGCGCCUCAGACACCUCCCUGAACCCGCCGCCUGUCCAGGAGCGUGAAGCCCUCAAGGGUGUUUACUACAAGCGGGCCCAGUGUCUCCUCUCGCCUGAUACUGCCGAUGUUGCGGCCUGUCCGGCCGAUGGCCAGCGGCUACACGUCAUCAUCAACGUGGGUGGCUUGCGCUACCAGCUGCCGUGGACCACGCUGGAGGACUUCCCGUUGUCGCGCUUGGGCCAGCUGCGCCUGUGCAGCAGCUUCGACGAGAUCAUGCGCGUGUGCGACGACUACGACGUGGCGCGCAAUGAGUUCUUCUUUGACCGCAGCCCAUGCGCCUUCCGCACUAUCCUGACCUUCCUACGUGCCGGCAAGCUUCGUUCACUGCGAGAGAUGUGCGCCCUCUCCUUCCGCGAGGAGCUCCUCUACUGGGGUGUGCCAGAGGAGAGCCUGGAGUGGUGCUGCCGGAGGCGCCUGCUGCAGCGCGCUGAGGAGUGUGAUGAGCUGGAAAGGGCGGCCGAAGAAGAGGAGGAAGAGGACGAGGACGAUGAGGAGAGUGAAGGUGGCCUGGCGGGACAGUCCCGGCUGGGCCGCUGCAUGGGCAAGCUGAGGGACAUGGUGGAGAAGCCCCACUCGGGACUUCCUGGCAAAAUAUUCGCCUGUCUCUCGGUGCUUUUUGUCACCAUCACGGCCAUCAACCUGUCCAUAAGCACCAUGCCUGCUAUGAGAGAGGAGGAGGAGGAUGGUAAGUGCUCUCAGAUGUGCUACAACAUCUUCAUCGUGGAGACAGUGUGCGUGGCCUGGUUCUCCCUGGAGUUCACACUGCGCUUCAUCCAGGACCGAAGCAAGCUGGCCUUCCUCCGUCGCCCACUCAACCUCAUUGACGUCGUGGCCAUUCUUCCCUACUACAUCACGCUUGUGGUGGACAGCACCUCCGCAGGAGAGAAGCGUCUAGGCUCUGGUAGCACUUACCUGGACAAAGUGGGCCUCGUGCUGCGCGUCCUUCGUGCCCUGCGCAUCCUCUAUGUGAUGCGGCUGGCCAGGCACUCGCUUGGCCUCCAGACUCUGGGCCUGACAGCUCGCAGGUGCACGCGCGAGUUUGGCCUUCUGCUGCUCUUCCUUUGUGUGGCCAUUGCGCUCUUCUCACCACUCCUCUACCUUAUUGAGAACGAGGUGGCUGCCACGCAGGAGUUCAGCAGCAUCCCUGCCACUUACUGGUGGGCAGUCAUCACCAUGACCACUGUAGGUUAUGGUGACAUGGUUCCACGCAGCAUUCCUGGCCAGGUGGUGGCGCUCAGCAGCAUCCUCAGCGGUAUCCUGCUCAUGGCCUUCCCCGUCACGUCCAUCUUCCACACAUUUUCACGCUCAUACGUUGAACUGAAGCAGGAGCAGCAGCGACUGCUCCAGCGGCGGACUCACUUCUUGCUGCGCAGCCGAAUGGCGGGCCUGGGCAGCAACAUGUCACUGGAGAGCGACGUCCUCUUCCCCAGCGCCUCGUCUGAUCCGAGAGACACGGACGACUGAAAUGGAAAUUACAUGGCUGAGGUUAGCUAUGUCAGUCGGGAGACACUGUUUCCAGUCUAAAUUGGGUCAUCCCUUCUGAAGCUUGAUGCAUCACGACAUUAGCUCAGGAGCUGGAGAUCAGCUAAAGUCCCAACCAGCAGGGGGACACAAGAGCAGAUAGUCUUUUUCCUAUGAAAGCUAGCUAGCUGGUUAUAAAACCCAGCUAGUUAGACAAUUAUUGCCGUUUGCUGCAUUGGCUAAGUAUUCUUGGGCAGGAACAUGUCCCUGGAGAGCAACAUCCUCCUCCUCAGUGCCACAUCUGAUCUGCGAAACCCUGAUGCCUGAAAUGAAAAUACUGUGGGCAAGUUUAGAGACGUUGUUUACCAGUUUAAAUUGGGUCAUCCCUUUUGAGACUUGACUCAUCAGGACAUUAUGAAAGUGUGCUCAGUCUUUUCAGUGCUCACUUCAGAAGGCCGUUCAGUGAAGCAGAACUCACUCACCAUAAUGCAUGUUCUAUACAAUGGCACUUUGUGUCUCCUUUACUACCCUUUGUAAUUCCAGUGGUACAAAAAGAAAGAGGGUCCCAUCUUAAAGUAUUGAUAAAACUAAACAUUUCUUAAGUGGUUACAUCACAGAAGUUGUAAUGAAAUCCAAAAUGUAUGUAUGUUUUCAUUCAACAGCAUAUUUUUGAAUGAUGAUGCAUGAGUUGAAAUGGAACACCUGAUCUAGACUAUAUCUGAGCACAAGACACUUCACAUUAAGCACAUCUGACAUGUAAAGGCCCAGAACAUUGUAAGUCUUUUGUAUUACGUUUCCAAAAUGUCGUAAUUCACAACAUUUUGUACAAUGACUUGAAGAUAUCUUGAAUGUCUCUUGUGCCCGUAAUUAUGUGUUGCCACACUCUUUUAGAAUUAUUUCUUAAGUACACAUUAAACAUGCGGUGAAUGGAUAAUAAAUUUGUUUUGAUUAUC
Colossoma macropomum (tambaqui) is the source of this 2722-nucleotide messenger RNA. It is a transcript of the gene kcng1, whose product is annotated as potassium voltage-gated channel, subfamily G, member 1. Gene Ontology annotation, cellular component: membrane; voltage-gated potassium channel complex. Gene Ontology annotation, biological process: protein homooligomerization; potassium ion transmembrane transport; regulation of delayed rectifier potassium channel activity. Bases 216 to 1772 code for a protein of 518 amino acids. Gene Ontology annotation, molecular function: delayed rectifier potassium channel activity. NCBI's taxonomy places the organism in Eukaryota, Metazoa, Chordata, Actinopteri, Characiformes, Serrasalmidae. The record is from RefSeq and is a predicted model, not a curated record. The transcript has 3 exons.